This is a messenger RNA of Actinia tenebrosa (Australian red waratah sea anemone), 2127 nucleotides long. Its product is annotated as forkhead box protein J3. Gene Ontology annotation, biological process: regulation of transcription by RNA polymerase II. Gene Ontology annotation, cellular component: nucleus. Gene Ontology annotation, molecular function: RNA polymerase II cis-regulatory region sequence-specific DNA binding; DNA-binding transcription factor activity, RNA polymerase II-specific. The record is from RefSeq and is a predicted model, not a curated record. Lineage: Eukaryota; Metazoa; Cnidaria; Anthozoa; Actiniaria; Actiniidae.
GACCCCCAGCAUCGAUUUGGUUGGCAAGAACGCCAUUGCUGUAAUCAUGGCGGACCUAAAUAGCAGUCUAACAGCCAUGGACUGGCUGCCUAAGCUUAGUGUUGGCUCGGCACUCAGUGGCCAACAACUAAAGAAUAAUAAUAACAACAACGAUGCGUGUAAGGACAAACAAGCUGUACGAAAAGCUCCCGGUUCUCCACUCGAUCCUGGAGCCGUUCUGGACGAAACGGAGGCAAGACAACACCAAACCAGGGAAAGUAAACCUCCGUAUUCCUACGCUAACCUCAUCACUUUUGCAAUAAACAGCUCCCCAAAAAAGAAAAUGACCUUAAGUGAAAUUUACCAAUGGAUAUGUGAUCAUUUUCCGUAUUAUAAGGACGCUGGUAAUGGUUGGAAGAAUUCCAUACGACAUAACCUAUCUCUCAAUAAGUGCUUUAUGAAGGUUCCAAGGAGCAAAGAUGAUCCUGGCAAGGGAUCUUACUGGGCUAUCGACCAAAAUCCCCAAGAAGAAAGCUUUCCUUCAAGACAGAACAGGAAACGUAAACCAAGUGAUUCAAGGCUUUCUCCUUGUGGCACAGAAGAAAAUCAGUGGUCUCCUAACAGUAGUCAAGGAUCUAAUUUGUCUUCUUCACCUGUUGCUCAUUCUCCAACACUUGCUUCAUUACAAGGGGAUCAUUUCUAUACGUCUUCACCCAAUAGCCAAUCAUUUCUUGGAGUUUCACCAAGUUCUUCAUCUAAUGUUCAUUCUGGUAAUGGUAUGAUGGGAAAUGGUGCACAAGGUGGAUUAAACAAUUCAAAUAACUUUGGGGAACCACCACAUAAAAUUUUCCCAGAGAUUGCAUUUGAAGAUCUUAGUGCUUCUUUCAAGAACUUAUACAAGUCUGUUUUUGAUGCUUCACAGAACAGUAGCAGUUUUGGAACUAUGAGGAGUUCCGACCCAGCAGCUACACAACAUGUCGCCACAUCAUUACCUCAAGCAAAACAACAGCAGCAACAUUUAAUGCAAAACAUGGAGACUCUUCUUGAAAGUAUGAACAAAGGAAACAUACAAAACAUAGAUUUGGGCCAUUGGCAGAACCUCAUGGAGAGUAUGAAAGAUAUUGACUUUACAAACAUUGGAUUAGAUGCCAGUCAAUGGCAAGAACUAGCCUAUUCUUUUAGUCAAUACUUAUCCCAGCAGAACUUAUUAGGAAGUGGUGAAAUGCAGUCAAGUCAAGGAUUUGGACUUAUGCAAAGCCCAAAUAUUCCUGUACAGCAAAGCAGUUCUACUUACAGCUCUUCAACUCCUCAGUCAUCUCUCCAUGGAUCCCACACAAGUUACAACAGCUCAGCAGGAUUUAGUGCUGGUUCUAAUCAUUCAAUUCCUGGGAUUAAGGUAACUCCUGUGUCACAAUCAGUACAGGGUGGCACUCAAUUAGAUGAUGAAGAAGAAGAAGACUUCGAUUGGGAGUCAAUUAUGUAGAAAUUAUAAUUACUAACUUAAAAGUAAAAAUAUGCAGAUAUAACAUUUAGCCUUUCAUACAUUCAGCAGAUAAUAAUAAACCCAUGGAAUGAUUCUGAUCUUCACCCUGUUUGAAGAAGCAACAAAAGGCCAACAGUUCUUUCAAUCAAUAUUUGUUUGGGUUUCUUGUAGCCAUCUUAUUAUGGACUUUCACUUUUGAUGCUAUUACUAGUGUGUGUGACUGUCUAAUUUCAUAAAUCCUGCACUUGUAUCAAUAGUGAAAACCUGCUAGACUAACUUUUAUUCUGCAUUUUACAUUAAAAACUAUUAUUUAAGGAAUGGAUCAUAAGUAGCGUGCAUCCAUCGAGUUAUGGAUGCACGCGGGAGGUUGCUAAGCACGAAGAAAAGCAUAAGAGUUGCACGACGCGAAGCGAAGUGCAACUCUAGCUUUUUUGAGUGCUUAAGCAACCUCCCAAGUGCAUCCAUAACUCGAUGGACGCACAGCUACUUGUGAUCCAUUGCUUUUAUAAUAUAGUCAAGUCAACAAACAAGAAAUAAAUACAAAUUAUAGACUGUAUUUGUUGAUCAUGCCCUAAAUUCUCCUUACGCACCUUGAGUGAAUGAAAAGCACAAAGGCGCCAAAAACAGAAAAACAGUCGUUUUGAAAAUGGCAGCUUUACACUGAA